Messenger RNA from Engraulis encrasicolus (European anchovy), 1302 nucleotides. RefSeq lists its product as uncharacterized. Lineage: Eukaryota; Metazoa; Chordata; Actinopteri; Clupeiformes; Engraulidae. The record is from RefSeq and is a predicted model, not a curated record. Gene Ontology annotation, cellular component: cytoplasm. Gene Ontology annotation, molecular function: ubiquitin protein ligase activity; protein binding. Gene Ontology annotation, biological process: protein ubiquitination. The transcript has 9 exons. The coding region runs from base 1 to 1302 and encodes 433 amino acids.
AUGGGAUCAUCACCCCCUGAAAACACGAACAGGGCGUCCCACAUUUCAGAGCCAGACAAGAACCAAGUGAAGUCUCUUGAUAAAUCUGAAGCUCUCAUCAGUGACCUGGCCGGACAGCUGAGCAGAGUGUCACAGAAUGGAGAGACUCUGCUGAGUAGCUUAAAAGAAGACAGCUACAGCCUGAAGGAGUGUCGACUCUUCAUACUGCAAUGGGCCAAGGAGCUCAACAACCUGCCCCAGUUCUGUGAGCUGUGUGAUAGCUGGGAGCAGUAUCAGGAGAAGAAAGAGACCCAUCCAGAGGAGGCCGACAGGAGACUGAAGGCGGCCCAGAAACUGCUCUCCUCCUGGGCCACACAGCUCGACACACAGCCCCAGGACUCUGUGCAUCCAUCAGAGGAUGUGAGGGGUGUGUUGGAGGAUCUGGGGAGGCAGUGGAAGAGGGGUCACCUGGCCAACAUGCUGCCUGCCAUGGACUUCAUCAUGUGGAGUGUACUGAAGGAUACAUCAUCACAGGGUGGCAUUCCACAGCUCUGGUUGAGGUCCAAACAAAGAUUCAAGAGUCAAGGAGCUGUGAACUACAUUCCAGACACAGCUGCCCUGAAGCGCAUGCUAAUAGCGUCUCACUGCGAGGACAAUGAGGUCUAUGGUGGAAAAGGAAGAAGACGACGACGCCGGUUCGGUCACUUCAUCUACCCCCUCCCCCGACCCGUUGAACCGGGCAGGGAGGUCCACUACGGGGAGGCAGAGGUGGAGGCGGCUGCGGAGGAACGCAUGGAGGUUUCCCUGGAACCUGACACAGCCCACCCUGACUUCAUCCUCUCCCAUGACAAGAAGCGCGUUCGAGUGAAGAACUUUGAGGAAAGCUUAAAAUGGCCAUUAUGGGAUAAUUCCAGAAGUCUCCAUAAGCAUGCCGGUUGGUGGUGUGUGCAGGGUAGCCAAGGCUUCUGCUCUGGUAGGGCCUACUGGGAGGUGGGGGUGGCUGGGAAGCAGGACUGGAGGGUGGGGGUGGUGAAGGCAUUAGCAGCCAAGAACGGCUUCAUCGACCUGAACACCCGAUCAGGCUACUGGACCCUGCGCUUCCAGAGAGGGGAGCUCCGGGCCUUAUCUGUGCCUGCCAGAGACCUGCCCCUGCCCCAUCCUCUCACCAAACUGGGGGUCUACCUGGAUAUGGAGGAGGGACAGGUGUCCUUCUAUGAUGCUGUGAAGCGCAGACACAUCUACACCUUCAACGAGACCUUCACUGAGAAGAUGUAUCCUGUGUUUGGCACCGUAGAGACAGACUCAGAGCUGGUGAUACUGUAA